Lachancea nothofagi CBS 11611 is the source of this 954-nucleotide messenger RNA. Lineage: Eukaryota; Fungi; Ascomycota; Saccharomycetes; Saccharomycetales; Saccharomycetaceae. The record is from the annotation of a GenBank genome assembly.
AUGGGCGCGGAAAUUAAGGUGUCUCAAGCUGACGCUUUCACACAUGCUCUUGCCGGUGCUGCUGGCGGGGCCAUGUCAAUGGCUCUAACUUAUCCCUUGGUCGCUGUAACUACCAAACUUCAAACUCAGGGCUCCAAUGAAUCCCAUGAAUCCAAGAAACUUAAAAAGAAGCUUAGUCUUGCUGAAACUGCCAAGGAAGUCUAUCAGGAACAAGGCGUCUAUGGAUUUUUCGCAGGCCUUGAAAGUGCCAUUUUGGGAAUGACACUUUCGACAUUUGUCUAUUAUUACUGUUACGAGGCUUCCUCCAGAUGUCUUUUGAGCGCCAAAGGAAAGCAAAGAUUGAAUACAGCCGAGUCGAUGCUUGUAGGGAGUAUUGCGGGGUCAGUUAAUGCAGCAACAUCCAAUCCCUUGUGGGUUGCUAACACGCGGAUGACCGUAAAUGCAAGUAAGCGCGGUACUCUGGGUACCAUCUUAGACAUUGCGCGAAAUGAAGGGCCUGCAAGUCUUUUCAAUGGCCUCAAGCCAGCACUAGUCCUAGUGAUCAACCCAAUCAUCCAGUACACUGUUUUUGAACAACUAAAGAAUCGAGUUCUGGAGUCGAAUCAGAAAAGCACUUUGGGUCCAUCUUGGGCAUUUGCAUUGGGGGCCAUAGGGAAGCUUGUGGCUACAGGCUCGACAUAUCCUUACGUCACUAUGAAGGCCAGAAUGCACCUCCAAAAUAAUGAGAAUAAAUCUUCGACUGAGAAGUCUCUGAUUCAGCUCAUGAUCAAUACUGUCAAGAAGAAUGGCGUCAGUGAGCUGUACCGUGGUAUGGGUAUAAAGCUAAUACAGAGUGUACUCACGGCUGCAUUUUUAUUUUUUUUCAAAGAGGGACUCGUAAUAUGGAGUCUGAAGUUGGUGAGAUUGUUGUCUCAAGUUAGAAGAAGAAGAACGCGCAUCUUAAAUAGAGCCUAG